AUGCAUUAGAAUGAGGAGCUCAUUAUAUUGAAGUAUGCAUCUAUUAACUAGGAAAAGAAGGCUUCGAUAUAAUAGAUGAUGGAAAAGGCAUAGAUGAAAGUGAGUUUACUAAUGAAUAUAUAAGAUGUAUGCCUAAAAGAUAGAGAAAUGAAAUAUAUAAGACAAGAAGCUUAGGCUUCAAAGGAGAAUCCCUAGAUUCACUCAGUAGAGCUGCAGAGCUAACAAUAAUUAGCAAGUAAUUAGAGGAAGACUUAUCGACGGUUUGAGCACUAUAUUUGCUACAGAUAGGUAGAUUUCCUUGGAAGUUAACCUGAGGAGAAUUUUAGAGAGUGUCUUCAUAUAUACAUUAAUAACAAACCAGUUGAGUCUACAAAAAGAAUGAAAGCUAUUUUUUAGCAAUUAUAUCGAGAUUUUAUGAUUGCCGACAAAACCAUACCGUUUGUGCUCAUGAAUAUUGAAAUGUCUCAUCAAAGUUAUGAUUUAAAGUUGCAAGCUGAUAUUAGAAAAUUCUUUUUUAAGCCAGAGAUUGAAAAAGUAGUAUAUGAGAAGAUUAGAUCAUUGUUUUUGUAGAGGUUCAAUAAAAUUUAGUAGUAAGACAUAUAAGAAAUUCCAGGAUUUGACCAAGAAGAAUAAAAAUUUUAGUCUCAAGAGGAAAGUCAAUAGUUGAAUCAAUAUUUCAAUAAUAAUGAGUUAUUGAAUUCUGAGAAUCAAUAUGAAUAGUAUGAAGAUUAAAGUUUACACUAUCCAAAAUAAUAAAUCAUCAAGGUUAGCAAAUCUGUACUAAAAAAGAAAUUGAAGAAGCUUAAGUAUCGCAAAUACCCUCUGAAGCGAUUGGUUAAUGUAUAUGUAAUCUCAAAUUCUCCAGCAGUAUCAGAUGAUGAAGAGCAGCAAUAAUUGUCUAAAAUAUACUAGAAUGUCGAGAUUGAUUGUAGUGAUAUAGAGGAGAUAUCGGGAUCAUAGCAGGACAUUAAGAGACUUAAAGUAUGUGAUUUAAAUAUGUUAAAGUAGGAGAAAUAAUCUUAAGAAAUAUCAGAUGGAGAUUCUUUAGAAUAUGAUGAUUAAGAUAUGAGUGAAAUGCAAUCAUGCUUUUCAGAGCAAUCUACGACAGCAACUUUUUACCCAGAUAAUAAUUAUUUAAACUGCAAUCUGUCUUCACUCUCAAUGAUAGACCUUGAUCAAUACUUCAAUGAAUAAUUCCAAAUAUUCAAGAGUGAUAAGAGUCUGUAAUUCACUCUUGAGCAAAUGGUGCACAAUCAAAUUUCUGAAUACGAAGAGUAUGAGAAUAAUGAAUAGUACAUCCAAGUCAGUUUCAAAAGGAGAUUGAGACCUUGA
This is a messenger RNA of Stylonychia lemnae, 1332 nucleotides long. The record is from the annotation of a GenBank genome assembly. Lineage: Eukaryota; Ciliophora; Spirotrichea; Sporadotrichida; Oxytrichidae.